AUGACAUGUGUUACCACUGUAACUUACUAUUUCCUUGUUAAUGGCUUCCCUGUGGGCUUUAUAUCCCCACAACGAGGUCUUCGCCAAGGGGACCCGUUGUCUCCCUAUUUGUUUUUACUAUGUGCGGUGGUUUUUUCUGGUCUAAUCGUACAGGCUGAGCAACAUGGCUUCCUCCAUGGGAUAGCGAUUAGUCGACGAGCUCCAUCAAUAUCCCACUUACUUUUUGCAGGUGACAGUUUUUUAUUUACAAGGGCAACGCCGGAGGAGUGCCAGCAUCUGAGCUACAUUUUUCAAUCCUAUGAGUGGGCUUCUGGACAAAGAAUUAACUUACAGAAGAGUUGCGUCUCUUUCAGUAGCAAUGUAGAAAUGUCCAGCAACAGGCCUUGGCCCAAAUACUUGGGGUGCAAGAAGUGGACAAGCAUGACAAACACCUGGGCAUACCAACUUUUAUUGGCAGAUCUCGUUCAAGGCUGGCGGGAGAAGCUACUCAGUUUCACAGGCAAGGAAGUUUUGUUGAAGGUGGUGGCUCAAGCCGUUCCCAUUUACCAGAUGAGCUAUUUUCAAAUACCCGGUUCCCUUUGCGAUGAAAUUCAGCCCUACUCCCCUCUGGCCAGAGUGUUGAAAGCAAGAUACCACAAAGACUAUUCAAUUUUGGAAGCUUCUGAGGGUCAUGCUCCAUCUUAUAUCUGGAGGAGCCUGUGUGAUUCACGAGUUGUAUUAGCUAGACGUUCCCGCUGGCAAAUUGGGAAUGGUUGGUCGGUGAAAGUGUGGGGUGAUCGUUGGAUCCCAAAGCCCAACUCUUUUCAGAUAACUUCAGCAACUGUGACAGGUCAUGAAAAUGUUUUAGUAUGUGAGCUUAUUAACCCGGUCUUGCAUAAGUGGCAUGAGGAUCUGGUCCAUGCCUGGUUUGGUGCUCAAGAGGCCUCUUGUAUUCUUCACCUCCCACUCAGUUUUAGAAUCCCAGCUGAUCGGCUGGUGUGGCACUAUGAAAAGCAGGGUGAUUUGACUGUGUGUAGUGCCUAUGAGGUAGCCCGCCAGUUCCUUUUUGAGGAGGCUGGGGAAGGCUCAUCCAAUCGUGACAACUACUACGGUGUCUCAACUAAGGCAUGGUCUCGGCUUUGGUGGGUAUGUGUUCCACCAAAGGUAAAGGUUUUUGUUUGGAGGGUACUCCAUAAUAUUCUCCCUACCAGGGACCGAUUGCUCAGUGAGGGGGUCCAAGGCGAUUUAGGUGGUUGUGUGUUGUGUGGAGCUCAGGCGGAGUCCUUACCUCAUGUUCUAUUGGAUUGCUCUUUCACGGCCUUAAUUUGUCUAAGCAGUCCUCUGCGGACAAAAUGGCGUGAUCGUGCAAUAGGGGACCUCAAUGGAUGGCUGGAACAUGUCCUGCUACGUGAGGACAGCCAACGAUUGAACUCCUCUUCAUGCUGCUAUGGAGUCUAUGGAAUGAGCGAAAUUCGGUGGUCUGGACGGCAACGCGUCAGAGUUCCUUUGAAGUAG
Messenger RNA from Prunus armeniaca (apricot), 1494 nucleotides. NCBI's taxonomy places the organism in Eukaryota, Viridiplantae, Streptophyta, Magnoliopsida, Rosales, Rosaceae. The record is from the annotation of a GenBank genome assembly.